Serendipita indica DSM 11827 is the source of this 1359-nucleotide messenger RNA. NCBI's taxonomy places the organism in Eukaryota, Fungi, Basidiomycota, Agaricomycetes, Sebacinales, Serendipitaceae. The record is from the annotation of a GenBank genome assembly.
AUGUCCCGAUGGAGAGCUGCCCCGCCUUCGUCGAUGGAAUGCGAUCCUCCAUCGACAACAGGUCCAACCCGCUACCCACUCCGCCAUGGUGCCCCUCGUCCAUCUCCCUUUUCGCUUGCGGCCUAUCAGCUUGUCCCAUCAUCGAAUGAACACAAUUUCACAUACGGUCGGGGGAUGCACUCGCGCUCCUCGUCCUGGAGCUCAUUUCAGGUGCCCAAUCUCCAUCUCCCGCCAUCCCAUCCUUCACCAACAGCAUACACAAACUUCAUUGGCCAACGAAGUCAAUCCCCAACGCUUCCAGUUGAGUUGUACCGUCUGAUCGUCGCAUACGUCCCGUCCGCACAUGACCUUUGCACGCUUGCCCGUGUCUCGCGCUCCUUUCAAGCAGAGGCCGAGCGCGUCCUCUACCACACCCUCCAUCUACGGCACCACAUAAAGACAAUCGCACAAUGCCAACGACUCGCCGGCCAGCCCCGUCUCGCACGCUAUGUUCGCCGACUGUCCAUCAUCAUUGAUCAGUAUACGCCACUCGAAUACAUUUCCAACGCACUCGCCGCAUGUAGUAAUCUUCGCUCUUUGACUCUGCGUGGGGCACCUUGGAGCGACUACACCAAAGUACUCGACGCCGUCUGCUCGACAAGGAUCAGAGAGUUUACUUGCCAUGCACGUGGAGAGGCCGGGGUCGUAAGGUUCCUCGAGAGACAAACAGAGUUGGAACAAGUCGACUUGGAAGCCCAAUCGUUUGACUUUGAGUCGCUGUCUCCUCUAGCCGCGCGAAAACUAUGGUCGUUCACGGGCUGCUUGACGACAGCUGCAGCAAUUGUACCCAGCAGGCCCAUUCGAAGGCUCACUUUGACAAGCGACCUUGCCAAUGAUGCGACAGUGAGAGCGGUCGAAAAACUCUCGCUCGGUCUGGGAGACGUCGAGGCACUGGACAUCCGAAUGGGGGUGUUGAGGAACCCAAUGUCCUGGAGUAUACUCGAGAGUGUGUUCAUCUCCUUGCGAGGUCUCCGCUUUCUGGGCGUGUGCAGUCUGGAUUGCGCAAGACACCCUUCGUUCCCGUACUACAUCAUGGGCUUACCAAACCUUCAAACAAUUGUCUUUGGUACCGGCACAGACGACUAUGUCAAAUACGACGAACGCGUUCAGCUCGAGCUCGUCAUCAUCUCUCUUUCUGUGUGGAAGCAUGAUUGGAUAUGGACAAGGGAUAUCUCCCAUGUCGCUGAUUGGAAUUCAAUCACGGCGAAUGGGGGUACGGGUGCAAGUGAGUGGUGGGGCAUGGUGUCCCAUGAGCCGAUCAAUCUGGAAGAACUCGCAAAAUUGCACGUCGACAUACCCACUUCGCCCCCGACGCCAUGA